Suillus discolor is the source of this 803-nucleotide messenger RNA. Its product is annotated as ATP-NAD kinase-like domain-containing protein. The transcript has 7 exons. The annotation marks the transcript as partial. Gene Ontology annotation, biological process: NADP+ biosynthetic process; NAD+ metabolic process. NCBI's taxonomy places the organism in Eukaryota, Fungi, Basidiomycota, Agaricomycetes, Boletales, Suillaceae. Gene Ontology annotation, molecular function: NAD+ kinase activity. The record is from RefSeq and is a predicted model, not a curated record.
AAAUGAUACCAUUCGAUGUAUUCUAUCCGCCCAUUCCCCAACAACAGCCACCUGUUGAAGUUGAACCUUUGAUUUGGACUGUCGACCCUUCGAGCCUUGACCAAGAUAAAAAAUCCCAUUCCUUGCAGAAACCACGCGCAACGAGCUUUUCUUUCCUUUCCUUUUCGACGCUGUCUCCACACUCGAAGACGAAAUCGACCUUCGCUACCUUGACUUCGCGUGCGAAUCCGUUCAUCCCACAACUACCACAUUCACGUCUUUCUCGUGCUUUAUCCCAAACCAUAAAUGAAACAUCAUAUCCUCCACGAUCCAUUUUAAUUGUGAACAAGCUUCGAACUGAGCCUGUGAUUGGGGCAAUUGAUGAACUACUGGAUCAUGUAGCGAAGACGUAUCCGGGUGUGAAAGUGUUCUCUGAAGACCGCCCAGACAUUCCAUUCGGCGCACAAGUGUGGCGGCCUCAUGCCGAGAAAAUUGAUCUUGUCGUGACUCUUGGAGGUGACGGUACCAUUCUCCAUGCUGCGUCACUCUUCAGUCUUGCAGCGGUCCCUCCUGUGCUAAGUUUCUCAAUGGGCAUUGGGCACCCUUGGCUUUCUCCUUCCAUUCCAUAUCGAUGGCUUGUGAAAGGGCUCGAAGCAGUGUUUCAGGGCAAGGCAACCAUCCUCAAUCGCAUGCGUUUGUCGUGCAUGUUCUAUGACAAGGAUCGCAAAAAAAUAGGGUUCGGUGACGAUGAAUGGCAAGUCACGAAUGAGAUUGCGCUACACCGUGGGUCAAGUCCACACCUUAAUACCAUCGAUAUUGUGUAG